Molecule: messenger RNA, 1519 nt
Organism: Nerophis lumbriciformis (worm pipefish)
Lineage: Eukaryota; Metazoa; Chordata; Actinopteri; Syngnathiformes; Syngnathidae
Gene: cfdp1
Product: craniofacial development protein 1
Cellular component (GO): Swr1 complex
Source: RefSeq, a predicted model, not a curated record
GCGCACAUAAAAGUUCAUUUGCCGAUCAACAAUAAAUACCGAAUGAGAAGAGACGAAGAAGAAGGAACGCGCAUGCGCCAAAAGAAAAGUGCUAUCUACUUUGUUGUCUUGUAACACCAAGAGAUUUUUGUCGGCGAACCUUGUGUUUGAAAUCUGUGGUGCUGUGAAACAUCAUCUUUUUUUAAAGCUGAAAUGAACUGCUUCGACGAUGACGAUGAAGGUUCAUCGAGUGAUGAUGCAGACUACAUGCCGUCAGAUGAUGAUCUCAGUGAAGAUGACAUUGAUGAGUGUGAAAAGGAAGACCCUUUGGAUGAAAGUGAUGUGCCACAUGCUGAUCGUUUGACCAAAAAGAGUGUCAAGAAAGGGAAUAACAGUAAGAGGAUCUACAAGACCAGGACCAAACAAGGAAUUCAAGUAGACCAAGAGAAAAAUGGAGGUGGUGCAAAAGAGGCUCAGUCGCAACAGGAAGAUUUGCAAAAACGGACCCAAAUACAGAAUAACGAAAAAGGUACACAGAAGCAAUCAGAUGACCUCUGGGCUCGUUUCCUGUGUGAUGUUGGCUCCAGACCCAAUGCCUCCACGUCUGCUACACAGGCUCAAACCCCAAAGGAGGCUCAUUCUUCAGCUUCUAGUGCUUGUAUGAAAACUGAAUCACAGGCAACAGGUCCAUCUAAAGUCACCAUCACCAAAAUAUUUGACUUUGCGGGAGAAGAAAUCAGGCUCAAUGAAGAAGUAUUAGCAGACUCCAAAGAAGCAAAGAUGCAUCUAAAAAGCCAGGUCACAGAAGAAAGAACAGAUGAAGACAUUCCCGGUUCUCCCACCCAAUCAGGUGGUCCUGGCCCCAGUACGAAGCGGCCAGCAGGGAUUUCCGGCGUACUAAAUCGUUUUGGGGUAAAGAAACAAAAACUGAGUACACUGGAGAAGUCAAAGAUGGACUGGGAUGCUUUUAAAUCUGAGGAGGGCAUCACUGAGGAGCUGGCAAUCCACAACAGGGGCAGAGAUGGGUAUGUGGAGCGAAAGAACUUCUUGGAACGUGUUGAUCACAGACAGUUUGAGAUGGAGAAAGCGGUGCGUCUAAAAAACAUGAAACCUUCAUCUUAACUACUGGCUGCCAUCUCCUCAGUUAACUGACUGCCUGUAAGGCUUCAAUCUAUUUUGUUAUGUAGAAUGUUAUUGGUUUGUACUUGUGCUGUUUCAUAUGUUUAGGCAGUGUACUGUAUGUAAAGAAUUUGCUGGUUAUCUGGAAGGAGAAAUGGCCCUUAACCUUUUAAUCAUGUUUCAUCUGGUUGUUUGAAACUCUCAGUGAUCAUUACUGUGUUUACAGUGCUCUUAGCCUCCAUCAAUGCACCAACUUAAAUUCUAACGUUAUGUUUUUGUUUUGGUCUUGGUUUUAAGUUAUCAAAUACACCUCAAAGUUAUUAUGUAUGGUGAACCUCCAAAAGAGCACUAUUUUUUUGGGACUAUUCUGAGAAUCUAUGUUCUUGCUGAACACCAAAAUAAAGUUUUGGUUUUAAAAUAA